Messenger RNA from Drosophila erecta, 371 nucleotides. It is a transcript of the gene Nop10, whose product is annotated as H/ACA ribonucleoprotein complex subunit 3. The record is from RefSeq and is a predicted model, not a curated record. Gene Ontology annotation, molecular function: telomerase RNA binding; box H/ACA snoRNA binding. Gene Ontology annotation, cellular component: box H/ACA telomerase RNP complex; box H/ACA snoRNP complex. Bases 109 to 303 code for a protein of 64 amino acids. The transcript has 2 exons. Lineage: Eukaryota; Metazoa; Arthropoda; Insecta; Diptera; Drosophilidae. Gene Ontology annotation, biological process: rRNA pseudouridine synthesis; positive regulation of telomerase RNA localization to Cajal body; ribosome biogenesis.
UUUAGCGCUAAUUUGUUUUUAAAGCAUGGUAACACACUGAAACGCACGCCACACGUGUUUUAUUUUCUGCUUCUUUGACCACGGAAAAACAAUUCAAAAACUGCAAAAAUGUAUCUAAUGUACACGAUUAACGAAAACGGCGAUCGCGUUUACACCCUGAAGAAACGCACAGAGGAUGGUCGUCCAACUUUGUCUGCUCAUCCAGCACGUUUUUCGCCGGAGGAUAAGUACUCGCGCCAGAGGCUCACCAUCAAGAAGCGCUUUGGACUGCUGCUCACCCAGAAACCGGAGCCCAUUUACUAGGCCGCCGUUUAGUUUUAAUUAGUGUACAUCUUUAUUUACAAAUAAUAAGCUACGAAACAACAACAAAA